Molecule: messenger RNA, 2040 nt
Organism: Capsella rubella
Lineage: Eukaryota; Viridiplantae; Streptophyta; Magnoliopsida; Brassicales; Brassicaceae
Product: loricrin
Exons: 4
Coding region: 706-1710 (334 amino acids)
Source: RefSeq, a predicted model, not a curated record
UACUAAGCAGAUUCCUUAUGUUUUCAUAGGAAACACUUUAGCUUUUCGUUGUUUUCAGUUACCUACAAGUCUUUGGACUUUGUGUUGUUCGAUUUAGUACGACAACAGAUUAAAAAAGGACCUCUCCUAAAGCUUUUAAAAACUAAACAAUCUUCAAAUGCUCCAAAUUGUAUUAGCGUUGAUUUUAAAAAGUAUAAUCUCCUCCAUAUGUCAUAAUCUUGCCACUGAUACAAAUAAAAAUAACAAGAAGUUCCGAGUUACAUUUGUCAGAUAACGAACCGGCCAUCUCUUGUCUUGUGUUUCAUCUUACUAGUUACUCAAGGUGACGAUGAGAUUUGAAGUUUCCCACCAAGAAAGGAGCAGCUUCUUAUAUAUUUUUCAUGUACUAUAAGUUUAUCUGUAAAUACCUUUUCCUCUUUAUGGUGUUUUCUCUUGCUUGCCGAUUCUUCUAGCUUCUUAGUUUCUCCUUUCUCAAGUUUUCUUAUAUUCUCUCCUACAUGUCUUCGCAUCCCUUCUCUCUCCCAUCCCAAGAAAUCUUAGAUUCUAUGAUUCUCUUUUCUCUUCAUCUUUAUAAUAAGAUAUAUCUAUACCUGAGAGGGAACUUCUUCGCUACCAAUUCUUUCUUUCAGCUCUAUCAAAUCCCAAGAACCUGAAGACUAUCUCUCUUCUUUCUCUCAAAACUCAAAAGCUUUAACUGGAAAGAAAAUGACUCACCGUAUAGCUUCUCGAUGUUUCUCCAUCAUGCUUCUAUGUCUUCUAAUCACUUCACCUCUACAUGUUAUAGCUCAGGGUCAGGGAGGAGGACAAGGUGAUAUACCAGUUGUUAAUCCUACAGCUCCCGAUGGUGGUACCACCACCACACCAACCAUAACCCAACCAUCACCGCCUUCCUCAACAUUCCCAGGUCCAACUACGCCAACAACUACACCAACUGGUGGGUAUCCACCCCUUGAUGGAACUACACCAACAGGUGGUUACCCACCACUUGGUGGCACCUCCCCUCCAGGUGGUGGUGGCGAUGUUGGUGGUGGUUAUGGUGGUGGUGGUGACACUGGUGCAGGUGGAGGAGGAGGCGGUUAUGGUGGUGGUGCACCUGGUGGAGGAGGAGGAGGUGACACCGGUGCAGGAGGUGGUGGUGCAACUGGUGGUGGCGGUGGUGGAGACACUGGCGGAGGUGGUGGUGGUGGUGGUGGUGGUAGUGGCCAGUAUUGUAUAGCGAAAGCAAAUGCUUCGCCAACAUCAUUACAAGUGGCUUUGGAUUAUGCUUGUGGGUAUGGAGGAGCUGAUUGUGGCCAGAUCCAACAAGGUGCAGCCUGUUACGAGCCUAACACCAUUCGUGAUCAUGCUUCCUUUGCUUUCAAUAGUUAUUACCAGAAGCAUCCUGGUUCUGACAGCUGCAAUUUUGGAGGGGCAGCACAACUCACCAGCACAGAUCCAAGUAAAGGAAGCUGUCACUUCUCAUCAUCAUCAGGAACAGUCAGCACAAGCCCACCAAGUCAAUUAAGUCCACCGGAUUUUAAUUCCCCACCAUCUACAUACCCACCCCCAAUAACUACUCCAAACACAGGCAUAACUGGUUCUGGACCACCAUUCGGCGUGGCAGAGCCAACCGGGCUUCCAAGUUCAGCAACCCCUGUGUCACAUAGCCUUCUCUCAUUAUUUACAGCAGUCGGGAUACUAAUGCCACUGCUCAGGGAAAAUUAUCUUUAAAAGGAAAAAGUGUCAGGGUUUCAAUCAUUCUCUGCGAAUUAUGAGGCGCGUUUUCCAUAUCUACCUUCACGUUAUACGGAGUUCGAGAAAGCAGCUGUCAUCAGCAAGAAGAUUUUAAUCCAAGACCUUACUCUCACCAUCUGUUCUAUUGCUAUAGUUCAUCACUGAAAUUAUAUUUAUUUAGUAGGAGAUAUUACAAAAUCAAAGGGCGUAGGAUAUAUACAUUCUUGUAGAAACAUUCAGCAUAAUGUAUCUCUCCACAGUUGUAGAAAAUAAAAUACUUAGGGAACGGUUAAAAAAUACAAAAGCAAUGUCAGACAUAAUUAAUUA